Messenger RNA from Panicum virgatum (switchgrass), 642 nucleotides. RefSeq lists its product as uncharacterized. The record is from RefSeq and is a predicted model, not a curated record. The coding region runs from base 1 to 642 and encodes 213 amino acids. NCBI's taxonomy places the organism in Eukaryota, Viridiplantae, Streptophyta, Magnoliopsida, Poales, Poaceae. The transcript has a single exon.
AUGGACCACAUCGAUGGCACCGUCGACAUCCACCUCAAGCGCGACUACGUCCCCUGGCUGCAGAUCGAUGCUUCCAUCAUCUCCUGGCUCUAUGCCACGAUCUCCACCGACGUUCUUCAGGCCAUCAUCAAGCCCCGCGAUUCUGCGUACGGGGCGUGGACCUCCAUCAAGGAGGAGUUCCUCGGCAACGCUCAUCAUCGGGCGACUCAGGCACACCAGGAGUUCCACAGCCACGCUCAGGGAGAUCUCUCCGUCUCGGAGUACUGCUCUCAGCUCAAGCGUCUCGCCGACACGCUGCGCGAUGUCGGCGAGCCGGUCACCGACUCCGGCAUGGUGAUCAACAUGCUCCGUGGCCUCAACCCCAAGUACGGCCAUGUCGUCACCAUGGUGAAUGCCGCCCGCCCGCCGAUGACCUACCUGCAAGCUCGCCGUUUUCUCCUGCAGGAAGAAAGCUGGCUUGCCAACUCCACCAGGCUGGCCACGUCCACCGCUCUCCUCGCCAAGGCCACUGCUGGCGCCUCCGCCGCGCCAUCUGCAUCCGCCAGCCGUCUCCGCCGACUCCGCCUCUGGUGGCCAUUCGGAUCGACCCAAGAAGCACAAGAAGCAGGAUGGCCGCACUCGCCAGAGUGCGGCUCCCUCUAG